This is a messenger RNA of Corapipo altera (White-ruffed manakin), 565 nucleotides long. Its product is annotated as serpin B6-like. Gene Ontology annotation, molecular function: serine-type endopeptidase inhibitor activity. NCBI's taxonomy places the organism in Eukaryota, Metazoa, Chordata, Aves, Passeriformes, Pipridae. The transcript is spliced from 2 exons. The record is from RefSeq and is a predicted model, not a curated record. Gene Ontology annotation, biological process: negative regulation of endopeptidase activity. Gene Ontology annotation, cellular component: cytoplasm. The coding region runs from base 22 to 546 and encodes 174 amino acids.
UUCAAGACAGAUGGAUUUAACAUGACCUAUAUUGGAGACUUCCAGACCAAAAUCCUUGAGCUGCCCUAUGUUGGUAAUGAACUGAGCAUGAUCAUCCUGCUCCCUGAUGUAAUCCAGGAUGGAUCCACGGGCUUGGAAAGACUGGAAAGAGAACUUACAUAUGAGAAGCUGAUAGAUUGGAUCAAUCCCGAAAUGAUGGACUCUACAGAGGUGAGGGUAUUCUUACCCAAAUUUAAGCUGGAAGAAGAUUAUGAUCUGAAACCCAUUCUGAGCUGCAUGGGAAUGCCUGAUGCAUUUGACUCGGGGAAGGCAGACUUCUCAGGAAUGUCAUCUGGCAAUGAGCUGGUGCUCUCUGAAGUGGUUCACAAGUCCUUUGUGGAAGUCAACGAAGAAGGCACUGAAGCAGCUGCUGCCACAGUGGCAAGAAUAAUGUUAAAGUGCCUUGAAAUCGUUCCAGAUUUCACUGCUGAUCAUCCCUUCCUCUUCUUCAUCCGGCACAACAAAUCUUCCAGCAUUUUGUUCUGUGGCAGGUUUUGCUCUCCCUGAAGAGGAGUUGCCUUGGUAG